GUUAAAUUUAAUCAAUUCAGUAACCUCUCUCUGCCACAAAAACUAGUGAUUUCCUUGGUCUAAUUAAUCAUCAUUCCCAUGGCUUUCCAAAAGUUUUGGAAUGCUUUCUUCUUCUACCUCUCAACCGCAUCAACAAUUUUCCAUACUCUCUUAUCUUUUUUCCUCAAAACCAACUGGGAUCUAGUGUUCUUCAAACUCCCAGAUACUCUUGUAGCUUUAUAUUUCAGGCUAUGUGGUCUCUCUCCUUGUACAGUCGACGUUGACGACCAAACCACAAUGCACUUCUGGACUGCCAACCACCGGCGGUUUGAUAAACCCGGUCUCGUUCUGGUUCACGGCUACGGAGGCAAUUCUCUAUGGCAGUUUGUGUGUCAUGUGGGUGCCUUGUCCAGGAACUUCAACUUGUACGUGCCGGAUUUGCUGUUCUUUGGGAAGUCUUACACGAACCGGUUGGACCGGAGCGAGGUAUUCCAAGCGAAAAGUGUUGUGGACGGGUUGAAGAGAUUGGGUGUGGACCGAUUAUCGGUUUACGGUCUGAGCUACGGUGGGUUUGUGGCGUAUCGGAUGGCUGAGAUGUAUCCGGAGACGGUGGAGAAGGUUGUGAUUGUGAGUAGUGGGGUAGUGUGGACGGAUGAACAGAAGGAUGAGCUGUUGAAGGUCGAAUCAGAUGCUUUGGAGAUUCUUUUGCCAAGAAGUCCACAUGAUCUACGGUUGUUAAUGAACCGGUCUUUGUACAAGUAUGAUGUUUUCAAGUGGGUUCCUGACUUUGUCCUCGGCAGACUCAUCAAAGCCAACGAUGAACACAGAAAGGAGAGAAUGGAGCUACUUGAACACUUGGUGGCCAAGAAACAAGAUUCAAACCUUCCUAUUCUAACUCAGGAAACGCUAAUAAUUUGGGGCGACAAAGAUAAAGUCUUCCCAUUGUUCUUGGCCCAUCAGUUGCAAAGGCAUUUGGGUUCCAAAUCAAAAUUAGAGAUAAUCAAGGACACAGGUCAUGCAGCAAACUUUGAUUCACCGGACACAAUCAAUGCAUUGAUAAAAUCAUUUGCUUUGGAUGGUUAUCCCCCCAAUAUUAUUGGAAUUCCGAUGGAGGUCAAAUGAAAAGGUCUCAUCGAAACAUGGUUUAUUGGUCACAGGCCAUACAGUUUAGAAUAUUCUAAACCGAAUACGUUGUUUAUAAAGUUGUCGUUGGAGUGAUUAUGCCAUACUCGGAGAUAUAUUUCCGUUUCAGUAUCUCACUCAUUUGGCUUUGUAAAAUUUCAUGUAUUGGUUGUGUGUUGGCUUGAGCUUAGGGUUUGGAACUAAUGCAAGGCAGGAGAAGCAUGAAUUUGCUGUUAUCCAUAAUUUCGGGAAAAUGUAUUUAUUGUAUCGACAACCAAACAAUAAGGUUUGGUAUUAUAAAGUAUUAAAUAUUAAUUGUUGGAA
Molecule: messenger RNA, 1425 nt
Organism: Pyrus x bretschneideri (Chinese white pear)
Lineage: Eukaryota; Viridiplantae; Streptophyta; Magnoliopsida; Rosales; Rosaceae
Product: lipase 1
Exons: 4
Coding region: 79-1101 (340 amino acids)
Source: RefSeq, a predicted model, not a curated record